AUGUCCCUUUCAACGCUGGCAGACCACUUUCGCCACAAACUGUUCAUGCCAUUCUUUACUUUAGCACAGAUUCUUCUGCUAAUCCUGGUCGGUGAUCUCCAUUCCCGGCGCUUAUCUGCAGUCCCCAUAUCCUUACACCCAUCUUCCCUUCCCAUCCAUCCCGUCCACCACUCUAUCCAUCCUCGAUCCUCAUCAUUUUGCUCCAUCGCAACAUCAUGCCUGGUAGCUCAGAAAGUCGAUACAUCAGACUUGAAGGCGAGUCUCUCCAUACUAUCUUCGUAUCUGUUUCGUGAUCCUCACACUCUAUCUACAGUCAUCAGCGGAAAGAAUCUUCAAGUCCCGUCCGAGCGCAUUCCCGCUGGCAUUUACGUGUCCAUCAAUGUCGACUCGAGGAGACGCUGGAAAUCGGCCAUCAGUGUCCUAUCAUCUGAUCAAUCUGCAGUGUGGGGGGAUACUGCAACUCUACCAUCAAAUACCUCGCCUGCAUUGGCAAUAGAGAUCAGGGCAUCCUAUGAGCUUGGUCGAAGGCUAGGCGGUGGACAGGUCAUCGGGGAACUUCAAAUGUCGUGGGAUGAGUUACUCGAUCAUGGAGAUCACCCAUAUGAUCUAUCGUUCCGAGCCGUGCGUGGUGUUCAACCUUCCGUCACACUGAAGGUUGCCGUUGUACACGCUUGUCACGAUCAGAAUGCCGCACUGUUUGAUUCCCUCGUAGACUGCGAGAUUGCACGAGACACAGAUGCGGGUCACGCACAAUUUACCUCAUACACGAAAAGCAAGAAUGUCUCUGACUUGAACGACGCUAUGAAGCUUUUUCAGUUGGUUCUGAACCAGUGCCCAGUCGGCCAUCCAGACCGCGCAACGGCUCUCACCAACCUCGCGUGGGCCUGCCUUCAAGGCUACAUCGAAAAUGAUGUCGAAGACAUUAAUACUACCAUUUCCCUCUUCCGCGACGCCCUUGCAUUGCGUCCGCAGCACCAUCCCGAUCAUCCCUUAUCCCUAUAUAAUCUCACCCAAGCGCUGAAUUGGUCUCACGACAAGAAAGGUACCGCUGGCGACAUCUGCGAAGCUGCUCACCUCUAUCAUGAGCUACUGCCUCUCUGUCCAGAGGGCACGUACCUUCGUAGCAUCGCAGCAAGGAAAAAAGGUGUUGAUUAUGUGAUCGACGAAUGCAAUGAUCUUCCAACAGACGCAUCCGAUGAAGGCAUCCACCUUCGAAGAGUCGUCCUCGAGCUCUGUCCUCUGGGCCAUCGACUUCGUCCUAGAACCCUCGACGAGCUUGCACGAGCAGUCGACGCACGUUUUGAUCGGCACGGCAGCAUCGAUGAUCUUGACACGAGCAUACAACUUGGUCGUGAAGCCGUGUCUCUGUGUCCCGAGGGACAUGCUGACCGUGAUACCUACCUGAACAACUUGGCCUCUUCACUCUUAUCCCGCUUUGGGCACCGAGGCAAUCAUAAUGACCUUGAUGAAGCCAUAUCUUUGCAUGAAGCAGCGCUGCAACUGCGCCCUGUUGGGCACGAAUCUCGUCAUUACUCAUUGGACAACCUAGGGGGCGCCCUCGUCCGCCGUUUCAAACGCGGCGAUAUUGAAGACAUGACCCGUGCUAUCAGCCUCUAUCGCGAGGCACUGACGUUGCGCCCACUUGGGCAUCCAUGUCGUACCACCACGCUUCACAACCUUGCCCUUGCGCUUCAAACUAGAUAUGACGAAUCGCAAGUCAGAGAGUAUCUUAACGAGGCUAUUGAUCUGUAUCGUGAAUCCCUUCGGUUAAUGGGGCUUGACCAUCCAUGGCGUCAUCUAACUCUUUCCAAUCUGAGCUCGGCACUCCGCUCUCGUUUCAUGGAGACUCGGGAGAAAGAAGAUGUCGAGGAGGCCAUUGCUCUCUGCCAAGACUCAUUGGCGGCUCUGUCUUCACUGCACCCGGACAGGUACUUCAACUACAUGUGUCUGCAGGAGGCCUAUUUGUCUCGUUACCAGAUUCUACAGGAUCCUGCUGAUUUGGCUCUUGCAGUGGACAAUUCCAGGCUGGCAUCAAGGCACCCUACUCAGGGCUUUCCGUGGCGCAUUAUAACAGCCCAGAGAUGGGUCGCCGCUGCAGAAACGCACAGUCAUACAUCCGCAGUGGAGGCCUACAACACAUACUUCGACCUUCUUGAUGCUGCUGCUGCCUUCAAUGAUGUCAGAUCGCUCCCUGUAGAUGCAGCAUCGUGCGCUAUCCGCAAUGACAAUCUACGACACGCAGUCGAACUCGCAGAGCAGGGUCGUGGCCAGCAAUGGUCGCUGGCAUCUCGACUCAGGACUCCAAUUGAAGACCUCCAGUCAGCAAAUCCAACACUUGCGCACGAUUAUUUGGAACUGAGCAAACUCAUUUCCAAUGCAGCACAGAGUUCUGCAACCAUCACCGACGGCGCUGCUGCUGAUCGGGCAGCAAUAGAGUACAGGAGACUUACAAGGCAAUGGGAAACUACGGUAGCUGAGAUACGUGAUGUUCCGACGUUCUCGCGGUUCCUGCUCCCACCUUUGUACGCAGACCUGCAAGCAGCAACGCGCCAGGGUCCGGUCAUCAUCCUCAUUGCGAGUCAAUACUCUUGCAGCGCUAUCAUCGUCCCGACAUCAGGAGACCCUCAUCAUGUUCCUUUGCCUGUUACUCUCACCGAUCUUAGGAUUCUCAAGGAUCGCUUCGCCAGGGCAAUACGAGACGCAUCUCAGAUGACUCCAACGCAGUCGAGGACGGAUCUAAUAGUUCUCUUGCGGAUAUUAUGGGACGAGAUCAUGCUACCCAUCGUCAAAGUACUCGAGCACGUCCUCAAACUAAAGCGUCGCUCUCGAAUCUGGCUGUGUCCAACUGCAGCUUUCACGUCUAUUCCUCUCCAUGCAGCUCACCCCUUUCAAACAAAGGCAGAUCGUUCUGGGAAGGAACCAUGCUUGGAGGAUCUCUACAUCUGCUCUUACACACCCACACUUUCGGCCCUGGUCAGAUCUAGACAGUUGAUGAAGAAGCGUAUGCCUCCGUCCUUUGUAGCCAUCGGACAAGGUCAACCGGGUGCAGGGAAAGGCAAGGUACUCUUGACCGUCGACAGCGAACUCGAGCUUGUCCAUAAGCUCGUCCCUGCGACGGCCAAACACACUACUAUUUCUGGCGACGCAGCCACACGAGCAGGUGCACUCGAAGCUUUGCAGCAGAACACCUGGGUGCACAUAGCUUGUCAUGGCAAGCAGGACCCAAAGCAGCCUUACAAUUCGCAUUUCGUCAUGAGAGACGAAGAUCUGACGCUGCUCGAUAUCAUGGAGAGAGAUAUUCCGCACGCUGAGUUCGCGUUCUUAUCGGCGUGUCAUACCGCCGUCGGAGAUGAAGAGACUCCAGACGAAGUGAUUCACCUCGCAGCCGGUCUUCAGUUUUCGGGAUUCAAGAGCGUCAUUGGGACGCUGUGGCAGGUCGACGACUCUGUCGCAAAACACGUCGUCAAAGCCUUCUAUGAGAAUAUGUUCCCAGAUUUGAAGGAUGGAGGUGUGAUGGACUGUACUAAGGCGGCCUGGGCACUGAACCGUGCCACACACGCAGUGAAGACGACAGUGCCGCUGGAGCAGAGGAUGGUUUUCGUUCAUAUUGGUGUGUAGUUCUACUACCUCGUAUUGAUGUCGUCUGGUACA
Messenger RNA from Suillus discolor, 3651 nucleotides. RefSeq names its product CHAT domain-containing protein. The transcript has 6 exons. Lineage: Eukaryota; Fungi; Basidiomycota; Agaricomycetes; Boletales; Suillaceae. The coding region runs from base 1 to 3618 and encodes 1205 amino acids. Gene Ontology annotation, molecular function: protein binding. The record is from RefSeq and is a predicted model, not a curated record.